Molecule: messenger RNA, 2037 nt
Organism: Drosophila obscura
Lineage: Eukaryota; Metazoa; Arthropoda; Insecta; Diptera; Drosophilidae
Source: RefSeq, a predicted model, not a curated record
CUAUCUAUGAAAGCGAAAUGGGGAACUCCCCACAUUGAGCCUGAUAAAGUUGCGCCGGGUCCGGUCCAAUGCCGAAUCUUUCAGUCAGCUCGGGCGCGUCAAAACGAUCAGAACAUAUGUAUAUAAAUAACGGAAGAAACGAAAUGAGUGAAAAAGCUUGUGGUAGCAAUGUGGGAGAAGCUGAUUCCGCGGACAAUAGAAAGAGAAAAGCUGCUGGAGAUUGCACCGAUGACGCACCCAUUGCAAAGAAAGCCGCAGUGGAAACGUCUCAUACAACUAUUUUUGAUAAAGCUUGUGGUACCAAUGUGGGAGAAGCUGAUUCCGCGGACAAUAGAAAGAGAAAAGCUGCUGGAGAUUGCACCGAUGACGCACCCAUUGCAAAGAAAGCCGCAGUGGAAACGUCUCGUACAACUAUUUUUGAUAUUAUCGAGGAUUGCUGGAAAAUUGUAUUUGAUUAUCUGCAGGUAGAAGACCAACUAAGGCUCGCUUCUUCAAACCUGUGGAUUCGAGAAAUGUUCAAGAGAUACGCAAGCCAUCGGUACAGUCAUUUUGGUGAAUCGCUCACGAAAUGUCUUGGCGAAGAAGAUCUGGAAGAACUGUUGCAGAUUGUUGCUGAUAAUCUGCUUAGCUAUGAGUCCGAAUUGAAUAAAAGUUCGAAUGGCGAUCAGCAUCUUUGGCUCUUGCGGAGCCACUGCAAGAAUAUCCGAAAUUUGAAAAUGACCUUUCGACGGACCAGAUGGGACGAUCUAAACAGCCUUAAACAUCUGACAUCUUUGCACGCUCAUCUGUGCUUUCCAGACGUAGAUAAGUGGUGUGUUGCUUUUGUUCUAAAUCUCAAGCAAUUCACGUGUCUAAGGAAACUGCACUUGGAGGCUGUCUCAUAUAGCGGAAGAGGAUUGCAUGUUCUUGAUCAACUGGAAUCUCUGGAGGUGGGUGCCUGUCGUGGAUUCUAUGCCGAGAGCUUGGCGGACUGCUGCCUAACAAUGAAGGAAUUGCGGCAUUUGGACUUUGGACAAUAUAUUCAAAAUAUCAUUAAAAACAAUUUCGAUAUUUUGGUAGAGAACUGCAAACAGCUGGAAAGUCUGGCAUUUGGUGUAGACCGCCUCGAUGCAAAAGUGCACUAUGAGCUAGUCUGCCAGUUGCCUCGUUUGCAACAUUUGCAGUUGUGGCAUAACGGCACUGUGCACCGCCCCCUUAUCGAGGGAUUGAUCAACAAGCAGGGUUCUCCUCUGGAAAGCCUUAUACUGUCCGGGCCCGAUUUGUGGGAAGAACAGGUUAAGCAUCUUUGCAAUAUUUCUACACUCAAGGAACUCGUUGUAUCCUGCAACAGCGUCCCCUUGGCGGACUUGUUGAAGCUGGAGAGCCUUCUAUACCUCCACAUAGCCAUUCCUAGCAUUACGAAUGACCAACUUCUGGACCUUCUGAUGGGGCUUCCGAACCUAAAAGUUCUCAAUUUAAGAUGUUGCCGUAAUAUAGACAAUUCAUUUGUGCAACGUUGGACUUGGGUGACCAAACAGAGGGAGGAGCUCAAAAAGAUCAAAAUCUAUCUCGAAAAUUCACCAAUACACGAUAAUGUUGAUGCUGUUGAUGUUGGUCCUUUGGUUAACAUAAUAAGGGGUUCUCUAAGAGAUCCCAUAUUAAUAAGAAAAUGUCUAAGUGACCGAGAUCAGAACUAGCAAAUCUACCGAUUUUGCUUGAGUAAUUUUCAGGCAUACAUUUAUGAAACUCUAAUAAAUGCUAAAUGAAAAUCCAAAAAAAUCAGAUUAAAUGUACGAAAAACCUUAACAUACACAAAUAUUGAAAAUACGACAGAACCGAAAACCUAAAAUUAAGACAAUUUCUAUAUGUCUACAUACAUACAUAUGUACACAUAUCGACUCGCGUAUGCAUGCAAAUCAUGAUUGCAAACUAUUGUCAUAUUUUAAUAUCUCGGUCAAGGGUAUAAUAAUUAUUCAAUUCAAUUUAAAUUUAUGUUUUCUUAAUUGUUAAAUUUAACGAUAAAUUCCUUUUAUUCUUUAAAUAAAUUUCUGUAAAUUA